AUGUCUAAGGAAAGUUCACGGAGUCUGAUGGAAUGGGAACCGGUCUCAGAGAGAAUAAUCACUGCUAGGUUCACGUCUCGAUGCCAGGACACAACUAUCAUACAAGCAUAUGCUCCCACAAAUGAUGCAAGUGAAGCGGAUAAGGAACUGUUCUACGAACAGCUGCAAGCCACCAUGGCAAAGCGUAAGAAGAGGGACAUCACUAUUCUCAUGGGGGACAUGAAUGCCAAAGUGGGAUCAGCAAACAGUGGUAAUGAGGGUGUGAUGGGGAAGCACGGAGUUGGGACCAUGAACCACAAUGGAGAGCUCUUUGUCGACUUCUGCUCUGUGAACGACAUGGUUAUAGGAGGCACCUUGUUCCCACAUAAGGAGAGCCAUAAAGUGACCUGGAGAUCACCUGAUGGAUCCUACGAGAACCAAAUAGACCACAUUGCAAUUUCUAGAAGGUGGCGCGGAACCCUACAAGACUGCAGAAUAAAGAGGAGUGCAGAUGUUGGCUCGGACCACCAUCUACUUAUGGCUGCCUGCAGGGUACGUCUCGCCGCUUGCAGAAAGAAAGUUCAGAAGACUACUAAGUACAAUGUGGAGAGGCUAAAAAACCCGGAUAUAAAACAGCAGUUUGUACUCACCUUGGCCAACCGCUUCGAUGUUCUACGUUACAAUUCGGAUAAUGAGGAAGAGUUAGAUGAUGAUGAAAUAGAAACCGAAUGGUCGACCAUCAAAGAAGCGUACACAAGCACAUGUGAAGAGGUUCUGGGAAAGGUAAAGCGGGAGAGGAAGGAAUGGAUGAGCGAGGGCACAUGGGAGACAGUGGAGGAAAGACGCAAACUGAAAGCAAACAUCGAGAACUGCAGAACCAGGAACCAGAAGGCAAAUGCCAUGAAGCAGUACAACUCAGCUGACAGGAAAGUAAAGAAAAGUUGCAGGAGAGAUAAAAGGAAGUGGAUCUCAGACAAGGCUGCCGAGGCAGAAGAGGCCGCGUCAAAGCAGGAUAUGAAAACCCUCUAUAGAAUCACCAAAACACUGAGUGGGAAAAGAAGACAAAUAAACAAGCCAGUACAAGACAAGAAUGGUAAACUGCUUGCAACAAAGGAGCAACAAAUGGAACGCUGGAGAGACCACUUUAAAGAAAUUCUCAAUCGCACACCUCCACCGAAUCACCCGGAAAUUGAGCCCACAAUAGAAUUGCUCGAUAUUCGCACUGGCCCACCAAGCAAGAUAGAGAUCCGCAAGGCCAUCUCUUCACUCAAGAACGGGAAAGCCGCAGGACCCUCCAGAGGCCUGGAAAGAGGCAGGUAA
Messenger RNA from Branchiostoma floridae (Florida lancelet), 1299 nucleotides. Its product is annotated as craniofacial development protein 2-like. Gene Ontology annotation, biological process: chromatin remodeling. Gene Ontology annotation, molecular function: catalytic activity. NCBI's taxonomy places the organism in Eukaryota, Metazoa, Chordata, Leptocardii, Amphioxiformes, Branchiostomatidae. Gene Ontology annotation, cellular component: nucleus. The record is from RefSeq and is a predicted model, not a curated record. The coding region runs from base 1 to 1299 and encodes 432 amino acids. The transcript has a single exon.